Molecule: messenger RNA, 363 nt
Organism: Octopus bimaculoides (California two-spot octopus)
Lineage: Eukaryota; Metazoa; Mollusca; Cephalopoda; Octopoda; Octopodidae
Product: heat shock protein 83
Biological process (GO): protein folding
Molecular function (GO): ATP hydrolysis activity; ATP-dependent protein folding chaperone; ATP binding
Source: RefSeq, a predicted model, not a curated record
CAUAAUGUUCUUGUAUUUUAAGGUGAGACCAAGGAUGCUGUCAAGAACUCUGCCUUUGUUGAGAAAGUAAAGAAAUCUGGCUGUGAAGUGGUCUAUAUGGUAGAUCCAAUUGAUGAAUAUGCUGCUCAACAAUUGAAGGAGUAUGAUGGCAAACAGCUGGUGUGUGUUACCAAAGAGGGUUUGGAACUUCCUGACGAUGAGGAGUCUAAGAAGAAGCUGGAGGAGGAUAAGACAGCAUAUGAAGGAUUAUGUAAAGUUAUCAAAGACAUUCUUGACAAAAAGGUCGAGAAGGUUGUUGUAUCAAACAGAUUGGUGGACUCUCCCUGCUGUAUUGUCACUAGUCAGUAUGGUUGGUCAGCGAAC